AUUAACACCGCCUUAUGGAAUAAAAUUCAAAGAUAAGUUUAUUUACCAAUUUACAAAUACUAUCUGAUCACUGUCUGAUCAUUAGUAAAUAGCAUUCGAUUAAAACACCACGGCCAGUGUUGGUGUUAGAAUAUUUAAAAUGGAUAGUGAUACUGUGAGUGCAGGAGUAAAGGAACACAAUGAGGAAGUUACGGAGCGUGAUCCUCUCAGAGGAAACAGUGAUACAGAUAAAAGAGACAAAUCUAGGGGAACAAUGUGUUCAGCUCUCAGAAACAUUACAGUGGAACCGACAGUGUUAUUGUUUAUAUUCUCCUCCAUACUGACGAUGCUGACGUCAAUGAACUUGAGCCUGGAGAAGGCGUGUCGAGUGAACCUAAACUACACCGAGGAUAUUUGCAACAGGCUCAAAGUGCGGGACACUGUGGGCUUGGAGACUUACGAAGUAGACGUGCAGAAGCUGGCAGCUGUAGCCACAUCCUGGAAGUCUGUGCUAACGUCGAUCAUACCAUCCCUCGUGGCCAUCUUCGUGGGCUCCUGGACAGACCGGACAGGCAAACGAAUCCUAUUCAUGGUUUUGCCAAUCAUCGGGCAAAUGUUAACUUGUGCCAGCAACAUCGUUAAUGCCAUCUUCUUCUAUCAACUUCGUCUGGAGGUGUUGGUGAUAUCUGAGGCCAUCUUCGAAGGUAUUUACGGGUCCUGGUGUCUUCUUUUAUUGGUGGCCUACAGCUACAUUACCGCAAUAACCACGGAAAAGAACAGGACGUUUCGUAUGGGAAUAACCACGUUCUGUGUGUCCAUCGGCUUCCCGCUGGGCAUGGGUUUGAGUGGGCCGCUCAUGAAGAAAUUUGGAUACAUCGCCACAUACGGCGUGGCUUUUGGUAUCCAGUUUAUAAAUGUGGUGUAUACCGCCAUUGUGCUAAAAGACACAAAGAAAACCAGUGAACAGAAAAAGCAUGAGGGAAAGGGAUUCAAGCAUCUAGCGGGCCUGUUUUUUGACAUGUCCAAUGUGAGAGAUACGUUCAAAGUGAUCUACAAGGACAGUGCCCGGAUCUGUCUGCUGUUGGCUGUGGUCAGCAUUUGCUAUGGGACUAUGUACGGUGAAACAGCAGUGUCAUACUUGCUGACGAGAUACCGGUACAACUGGGACGAAGUCAUGUACGGAUACUUCCAGGCCUACAACUUUGUAACCCACACUAUUGGGGUGCUAUUCUCCAUCACAGUGUUCAGUCGGCGCAUGCAGCUGCCCGACGCGGCGCUCGGCAUCAUCUCCGCCACCAGCAAGGUCGCCAGCUCCUUCGUGUACGGGUUCGCGUUUACCUCGACGAUAUUCUUUAUUGGUCCAGUGGUGGAAAUACUAAAUGGGACGAUUUUGAUAGCUGCUCGUUCAAUGUUGUCCAAAUUGGUGGAGCCAGAUGAUUUCGGAAAAGUGAACUCAAUAUUUUCUCUAACAGAAAAUGCGAUGCAACUAGUGUACAUACCGUUAUAUACCAGAGUGUAUACAGCUACCAUGCAGUGGUUCCCUGGGUUCAUGUUUCUCAUGACCGGUGGUUUGAUGGUGCCUAUAUUGAUAGUCUUCAUAUGGUUACUAUACGAACACCGCAAACAGGCGCGAAGACAACAGGAUCCUAGGGAAAUGUUAAAUAUAGAUACUAAUAUAGUGAAACAAGUUGUACCUGAAUAAAUUAUUUUACUUAAGCCUA
Messenger RNA from Plutella xylostella (diamondback moth), 1700 nucleotides. Its product is annotated as lysosomal proton-coupled steroid conjugate and bile acid symporter SLC46A3. Gene Ontology annotation, biological process: transmembrane transport. Gene Ontology annotation, molecular function: transmembrane transporter activity. Lineage: Eukaryota; Metazoa; Arthropoda; Insecta; Lepidoptera; Plutellidae. The record is from RefSeq and is a predicted model, not a curated record. Gene Ontology annotation, cellular component: membrane.